Molecule: messenger RNA, 476 nt
Organism: Vespula pensylvanica (western yellowjacket)
Lineage: Eukaryota; Metazoa; Arthropoda; Insecta; Hymenoptera; Vespidae
Gene: mRpL34
Exons: 2
Coding region: 127-417 (96 amino acids)
Biological process (GO): translation
Cellular component (GO): mitochondrial large ribosomal subunit; ribosome
Molecular function (GO): structural constituent of ribosome
Source: RefSeq, a predicted model, not a curated record
GUAUCAAAUCCAUUCCAUUCUAACCUCCGGCCAUAAUUCCAACACUUACGUUCCACGCUGCUCCGCAUCUCAUAUCUUUUAUUAUAUUUUAUAUAAAUUUGAACGAACGAACAAUCGUAUUAAACGAUGUUUGGCCGAUUGAUUUCUAGUUUUUUAACUGCAUUUCCACAUAACGCAGCAAGCAAUGGGCUCGUUCGACCGUUGAACGUACCACUUGGACCGAAUCAGUGUCAAUGGAAUUUCACAUCCGUCAGAACAAAAUUCUUCUAUAUAACGAAGCCGAGGUAUAACUUUGCGAAACCUUCCGAGUACAAACGCGUUACAAGAUUGGGAUGGUAUGCAAGAAUGUCUACGCCUGCGGGUAGACGAAUUCUUAUGAGAAGAAUAUUAAAAGGCAAACAUGUCUUAAGUCAUUAAUUAUUCUAUGCAAUAUUUCUGUGGUUGUUCGUAAAAUAUCAAUCGAGAUGUUAAAUGUC